Paramisgurnus dabryanus is the source of this 2180-nucleotide messenger RNA. It is a transcript of the gene galnt17, whose product is annotated as polypeptide N-acetylgalactosaminyltransferase 17. Gene Ontology annotation, cellular component: Golgi apparatus. The record is from RefSeq and is a predicted model, not a curated record. Gene Ontology annotation, biological process: protein O-linked glycosylation. Gene Ontology annotation, molecular function: polypeptide N-acetylgalactosaminyltransferase activity. NCBI's taxonomy places the organism in Eukaryota, Metazoa, Chordata, Actinopteri, Cypriniformes, Cobitidae.
UUACGAUCCGUUGCUCUUCAAAGUAGCCUAUAUUAGUAUAUUUCUCUAUGUGGAUUUUAUUGAACUAAUACGGAUGAAAUCACACGGACGGACUGACUUAACUAUGUUAAAAAGCGGAAUGUAUUUCAAUAAUUCGAAAUGAUGCGAUUCAGGACAUCAAAAUAUGUUAUGGCCUUUGUGAUGAGAAGAUGGAAAAUCCUGCUGGUGAUAAAUGUGUUUACGAUGGUCGGGUUCAUCACUUUUUGGGGCAGGUGCAAUUUGCACGUAACCAAAGCUCACCAACCAGCAGCCGAUACGAGAAUGCAGUCGGUCAUCAGAUCUGCUCAGAGGACCGGCAUCUCUCAUGAUGUCCUCUUAAAGAGACUGGGAUCACUGGAAGAUGUAGUGUACAGGCAACUCAACGGUUUGUCCAGGUCUCUUGGACUUAUUGAGGGUUUUGGAGGUCGAGGUAGAAGAGGAGUACCAGCAACACUUUUGCCAACAGAAGAAGAGACGGCCAAAACAUUAAAGGAGAAAUAUGGCUACAAUGCAUUUCUAAGUGACAAAAUCUCUCUGGAUAGGACUAUACCAGACUUUCGGCCCAGAAAAUGCAGAGACAUCGUUUAUUCUCAUGACUUACCGCAGAUCUCCAUCAUCUUCAUUUUUGUAAAUGAGGCGUUGUCUGUCAUACUGCGUUCUGUCCAUUCUGCGGUCAAUCACACUCCAGUCCAUCUCUUAAAGGAAAUCAUCUUGGUGGAUGACAAUAGUGACGACGAACAGCUGAAAGGACCGCUAGAAGAGUACAUCAACAAGCGCUACCCGGGUCUUAUCAAAAUAGUGCGCAACCAGAAGAGAGAAGGGCUCAUCCGUGCUCGCCUCGAGGGCUGGAAAGUGGCCACUGGGGAGGUGAUCGGGAUCUUUGAUGCCCAUGUUGAAUUCACGCCUUUAUGGGCUGAACCAGCUCUGUCUAGAAUCAAGGAGGACCGUAAGAGGAUCAUUCUGCCAUCUGUAGAUAACAUCAAUUAUGACACAUUUGAGCUGGAACACUAUGAGAACUCCGCCCAUGGCUUUAACUGGGAGCUCUGGUGUUUGUAUAUUAGUCCACACAAACAGUGGUGGAAUGAAGGAGACCCUUGUGCACCUAUCAGGACACCCGCAAUGAUAGGCUGUUCGUUCGUGGUAAACCGGGAAUACUUUGAGGAACUGGGACUGCUGGAUGAGGGCAUGGAUGUGUACGGAGGUGAAAAUGUAGAGCUGGGAAUCAGGGUCUGGACAUGUGGGGGCAGCAUGGAGGUUUUACCCUGUUCCAGAGUGGCCCACAUGACAAGAUCAAAAAAGCCUUACGACAGUAAAAUCUUUUUCCAUGCCAGACGAAACGCCCUUCGUGUUGCCGAGGUCUGGAUGGACCAACAUAAAUCCAGUGUCUAUAUGGCAUGGAAUCUCCCAAUGAAGAAUCAUGGGAUUCAUUACGGAGACAUUUCCCAGAGAGUAGCGCUCAGGGAAAGACUUCAGUGUAAAAGCUUUGACUGGUACCUCAACAAUAUCUAUCCACAAAUGAAGAUAUACAACGACACUCUGUUUUAUGGAGAAUUACGCAAUGCCAAUAUGACCCAUCUGUGUGUGGACCAGGGCACAAAGGAAAACAAUUCAGCAAUAUUAUACCCCUGCCACGGCUGGAUGCCUCAGCUGAGCCGCUACACUAAGGAGGGAUAUCUUUACCUGGGUGCUCUGGGAAGCAGCAUUGAAGAGACUCGCUGUAUGGUGGAUGAUACAAUGAACAGCCACCCUCAGCUCCUCAACUGCGAAACGGUCUCCAGCGUAAGCCAGAAAACUUGGAACUUUGUACAGAAUGGGUCAUUAGUCAACCGAGCCACAGGACGAUGUCUCGAAGUAGUGCCAGUUAACUUUCGGUUAACGUUCUACUUCGGCUAUGACUUGGUUCUGCGCUCCUGCACUGGCCAGAAGUGGAACAUUAAGAAUACAGUAGAUCUCGAAUAAGGCGAGUGAGCCAAUGGCCCUCGGUAAGACUUCAACAUGCUGAAUAUUUGGACUUUCGGCAUUCAUUAAAUGUUUAGGAACUUGAAGUAGGAUCCAGUGUGGACUCCCACAUGUCCAACUUUAGCCAAAGGGGUGCUGAUUGUGUAUAAGUUGGUAGUUGGUCUCAGGAGUUUUUUUUUACUACACUCUAAAAACAAACAGUG